AUGUUCCACCAGGGUGUAUUCCUCCUUUUGGUCUUCGCGGCAGCCGCGGCCAAUGCCAUCAACAAUAUCACAGACCCUAAAAAGGUGUUAACACCCCAAGACGCCUGCAUCAAAGGCAAAUGCCUGAGUGAUAUCCUGGACAGUCUCCAAGGAAGCUACCAGAUCCUUCCUGGAGUUAAUAUUUCUUCUUCUGCGGUAGCUGGGCGUUCUACAACCGCUGCAGAGGCCCUGACAUCUUACCUCAAGUCGCUGACACUCCACGUAGCCCUGUACAACGAGCCCAUGUAUAGCUUCUUCGGAGGAAUCGAAAGGGGUAAGUUACUCACCACGAGAAAAACAGGGAGGAAGAAAAGGCCAUCCUACUUCCAUUCGUUAAGGUUCCGGUUCCUCUCCUUGUAUACCGUGUUCGCCGUGGCCUUCGCCCUCGUGUCGGCCCUGGUCGGAAAGGCAGUGACCCUCUCAGUGAUCGCCCUCGUCAUCGCCGGUAUAGCAGCCGCACGAGGAGUCGCAGGCUUUGGCUUCGGCUUCGGGGCGCCGAACAGCCCUACCAAUACUCCUCCGGUCUUCGACAUUAUCAGGAGACCUCACGUCCAAGUCCAGCACAUCCACAGUGCCGAAGAGAUAUACGAGCCCGGUAAGUACAUCAGGAGGCGGGGUCAACUACGUGUACCCAAUGAGAGGACGAGCAGUGCCAGUGCCGGAUUCCUACCACCCCCAGGAAAUACACAUCAGUACCGAACCAGAUUCGAGGCACGUCGAGAGGCACAUACAUUCAACGUGACUGCGUCAUUUAUUCAACAGAUAAUUUUAGUUAGAGGUUGAUGGUGCCAAAUCUUCCUGUGAGGGACUUGUGUAAGCCACUCGCAAAAAUGUAGGAAGGAAAUACAAGAAAUAUGUUGUUUAGUUAAACAGCUCUGCUGACGAAGGAUUUAUAACUGAUUUUCAAGGUACGAAGAGUAAAAAACACACAUAGAGUCUAUGGUCGUAUCACAAUAAUAAGUUCUUAAUAACAGUUUGAUUUACAGAAGACAAUAAAUUUUCAUAAUUUUGGAAAUGACUAAAAUCGUUCUGAAAAAGCAUCCUAAAAACAAUCGAAUAAUUCUAAAAAACAAAAUAUUUAAUUUAUUGCCCUUAAGUUGUUAACAAUUGUUUAACAGAGUUUCUUGAACAUUUUUUUUGGAAGAAGCCACGAAUCAUUUUUUGCCUCUGCUUGUCUUUUUGGGAUCCUGUUUGAAUGUGUAGGCAGCAACAUUAGCGUAAGAACGAAGUAUCAAAAAGAAAAUCGAACAACCGUAAAAAAAAAUCCAGAAUAACUGACAAGACUAACUAUCAA
Nezara viridula (southern green stink bug) is the source of this 1333-nucleotide messenger RNA. Lineage: Eukaryota; Metazoa; Arthropoda; Insecta; Hemiptera; Pentatomidae. The record is from the annotation of a GenBank genome assembly.